AACUCCACUUUUAUCAUCACUCAUCACUAUCUCUCCUCGCAAUAACCAUUAUUUGUAUAAUUACCUGAACAUUUUCCACAAACUUUUGGUUGACUGUGCAUGGAGUCCUCGAGUAACCUUCAUGGCGGGACGCCGUCUAGUUAUCGGGGCGUCCGCAAGCGAAAAUGGGGCAAAUGGGUGUCGGAGAUUCGCGAGCCUGGAAAGAAAACUCGAAUCUGGUUGGGAAGUUUCGAGACAGCGGAAAUGGCGGCGGCGGCAUACGAUGUUGCAGCUUUAUUCUUCCGGGGGCGUGAGGCCCGCCUUAAUUUCCCGGAGCUGGCGAGUUCGCUCCCCAAGCCCGCGAGUUCCAAUGCAGACGAUAUCCGCAUGGCUGCCCACGAGGCGGCCGUGCGCCUCAGGAGCAGUAGCAAUUGUUCUAACACAGCAAUAUCCGAGGGCUCGUCCAUGGGGUGCGGCGUGGGCGCUGAUGGGACAAGCUUGGGUCCCGUCACUGUCAGGCUGUCGCCCAGCCAAAUCCAGGCGAUAAACGAUUCACCAAUGGAUUCACCGAAGAUGUGGAUGCAGAUGACAGAGGAAUUAAUGUUACAGGAAUCCAUGAUGUUCUCCAAUGAGGUUGAGGAGAAUGACGAGUGGAGUUAUAAUAUGCAAAGUGACUCCCUUUGGGACCCUUAGGUAACUUUAUCCAUUAAAACCCUUCAUUCAUUGAUCACUAUUAUUAUUUAACAUAUAGAAUAAGAACAGGGUUUGUUGAAGUACUGACCCGUAAUAUUAUCGAGUCAAUGUAACUUUUAAGUUCGAUAAUAUUAUCAAGUCAAUAUCGAUAUCGAUCGUCGUUGCAUAGUUUAUACCGAAUUUUUUUUGACAUUAAUUAUAUUGGUUAUUAAUUGAUGAAAUAGUAGAAGAAGCAGAAGGGAGUUGGGUUUUAAGGAAAUGACAUUCUGCAGAUUCAUUUUAAUUAAAAAUGACCGAAGAUAUUUUGUGGGUGAAACAUGUAGUGAAGGGCCACGAUCGAUGUAUUGGGUAUUAUUAUUAUUAUUGGCCUAACAAGUGUGUGGUGUGAUUUUUUUUUUAAUUUUUUAAUUGUAAUUUGUUUUUAUAUAUAUAUGUACUUCUCAAGCUUAAUAAGA
This is a messenger RNA of Pistacia vera, 1127 nucleotides long. RefSeq names its product ethylene-responsive transcription factor ERF021-like. Gene Ontology annotation, biological process: regulation of DNA-templated transcription. The record is from RefSeq and is a predicted model, not a curated record. Gene Ontology annotation, molecular function: DNA-binding transcription factor activity; DNA binding. NCBI's taxonomy places the organism in Eukaryota, Viridiplantae, Streptophyta, Magnoliopsida, Sapindales, Anacardiaceae. Bases 100 to 672 code for a protein of 190 amino acids. The transcript has a single exon.